AUGGUAAUUAAAAAUGAGAAAGCUGGCGACCAGAGGAUCAAACGAGAAACUGGUGUAAUUUCGAAUCGUACGCACCGAGUUGCUGCAGAUGUUGUGAGUUCUGCACUUAAAAUGGCCAAGACAGAUAAACUUUCCCCCGGACAAAAAGAGUAUCCAAGCUAA
Plasmopara halstedii is the source of this 162-nucleotide messenger RNA. RefSeq lists its product as uncharacterized. The transcript is spliced from 3 exons. NCBI's taxonomy places the organism in Eukaryota, Oomycota, Peronosporomycetes, Peronosporales, Peronosporaceae. The record is from RefSeq and is a predicted model, not a curated record. The coding region runs from base 1 to 162 and encodes 53 amino acids.